Messenger RNA from Emericellopsis cladophorae, 1491 nucleotides. RefSeq names its product Ribose-phosphate pyrophosphokinase-like protein. Gene Ontology annotation, molecular function: ribose phosphate diphosphokinase activity; magnesium ion binding. The transcript has 3 exons. Gene Ontology annotation, cellular component: cytoplasm; ribose phosphate diphosphokinase complex. Lineage: Eukaryota; Fungi; Ascomycota; Sordariomycetes; Hypocreales; Bionectriaceae. The coding region runs from base 1 to 1491 and encodes 496 amino acids. The record is from RefSeq and is a predicted model, not a curated record. Gene Ontology annotation, biological process: ribonucleoside monophosphate biosynthetic process; purine nucleotide biosynthetic process; 5-phosphoribose 1-diphosphate biosynthetic process.
AUGCGCAACACCCUCAUCUUCGCUGGCAACUCGUGCCCAGCUCUCACGGGCCAGAUCUGUGGGAACCUGGGCAUGCAGCCUGCCGAUGCCGAAUUGACCCAAUUCUCCAAUGGCGAGACUAGCGUCAGGCUUUUGACCAGCGUCCGCGAGAAAGAUGUCUUCGUUGUACAAUCGGGAAGCCCCCGUAUCAACGACUCAAUCAUGGAGCUCCUCAUUAUGAUCAGUGCAGCCAAGGGUGGUUCGGCGAACAAGGUCACGGCUGUCCUACCUUAUUUCCCAUAUAGCCGACAAUCCAAGAAGAAGGCCCACCGCGGCGCCAUCACAGCGCGCAUGCUUGCCAAUCUUCUCGGGGUCGCAGGCGUGAAGCACGUUAUCACGGUCGAUCUACACGCGUCUCAGAUGCAAGGGUUUUUCAAAUGUCCCGUCGAUAACCUUCAUGCCGAGCCCAUCAUCGCGAAAUGGAUCCGCAGGAAUGUGCCUCACUGGCGCGAAGCUGUUGUGGUAUCCAAGAACCCUGGCGGAACCAAGCGAGUCACGUCCCUUGCCGAUGCUCUUAAGCUAAACUUCGGCAUGGUGACGACUGAACGAAAACGCGGGGGCUCAAACAUGGUUGGCAGCAUGAUGAUGCACCAUCUCGGGGGCUCGCAACACCAGGCAGUGGAGACGACAGCGCAGGGCAGCAACUACACCGACCCCACUGAACCGCAACGCACCGCCGGCGAGCGCGAGCGGACUCCUGUCCGUGGAUCCCGCGGCACGAUUGCAGAUGACACAGGGUCACCGACAGGGGGCAAUCUGGCCAUCCGGCCCAAUGGCGGGCGGCCGUCGCAAAGCACCAUCACACCCCCAGGUCGCUCACCUGACCCGUCCGUGAACGGUGAUCUCGAAUUCGACGAUGGCCGCGCCAGAGAAGUGACCCAUGGGCGCUUAGUGCACGGCCAUAUUGUGGAAGAUGAUGCCUCUUCGCCGAGUCGGUCAACAGCUGACAACAGUCUGCAUGAAGAGGACCCGAUGACCAUGUCUCAUCACUCCUCAAUGUUUGUGCCGGACCGUCAGUCCCUUGGUGGCUCAGGCGAUGCUGCCGUGAGCUCGGACGAUGAGGACAAUGCAUUCGAGGACCCGGAAGUCGAGCACAUGAUUACCCUGGUAGGCGACGUGAAAAAUCGCACGGUCUUCAUUGUCGAUGACAUGAUCGACAAGCCAGCUACGUGGAUUGCCGCAGCCGAGACCGUGGUGAAGCGAGGCGGCGCCCAAAAAGUGUACUGCAUCGCCACUCACGGAGUGUUUGGCGGCGACUGCUUGGAGCAGCUGCAAGCUUGUCAGUGCAUCGAUAAAAUCGUUGUCACCAACAGCUUCCCGCUCAGCGAGGAACGCUCUCGAGGCAUCACCAAGCUUGUCAUCCUGGACCUGUCGUUCAUGCUAGCCGAGGCUAUCCGACGCAAUCAUUUCGGCGAGAGCUUGUCGCCGUUGUUCCAGCAUUACGGUGACUGA